CUGAACAGCAUCAGGUACAAGGCAAGUCCUCUCAUAUACUCGUUCGUGUAUGUGGAGUGCAUUAUCGGUGUUGCUAAUUUCCAAGACGUUACGGCAUCGGGUAGGGCGCUGCAGUGCGGGCCCGAGGGUCUCCGCGGGGGUGAGGAGGGCGCGGGGCGAGGGCCGGGAGGGGGAAGGCCGGGGGGGGGGGGGGCAGGCCGCGACCCGGUCACGAGUCACGAGUCGCGAGUCGUCAGUGCGGCCGCGGCGCUGGCCGGCGCUGGCCGCUUACAUCGUAUCGGAUAG
Danaus chrysippus (African queen) is the source of this 285-nucleotide messenger RNA. The record is from the annotation of a GenBank genome assembly. Lineage: Eukaryota; Metazoa; Arthropoda; Insecta; Lepidoptera; Nymphalidae.